This is a messenger RNA of Fusarium oxysporum Fo47, 864 nucleotides long. RefSeq names its product snoRNA-binding rRNA-processing protein IMP3. The record is from RefSeq and is a predicted model, not a curated record. The transcript has 2 exons. Gene Ontology annotation, molecular function: rRNA binding; snoRNA binding; structural constituent of ribosome. NCBI's taxonomy places the organism in Eukaryota, Fungi, Ascomycota, Sordariomycetes, Hypocreales, Nectriaceae. Gene Ontology annotation, cellular component: small-subunit processome; Mpp10 complex; small ribosomal subunit. Bases 127 to 678 code for a protein of 183 amino acids. Gene Ontology annotation, biological process: rRNA processing.
CUUGAACUUUUAUAUCGCGGGACAGCAACGAUUACCUCUACCAACAACUGCGCCGACACAUAAAAUAAACCAUCAAGCGGGGAUUACGGAGCUUUUAAUACUUGGGGGCGAACAAAUACCGCGAUCAUGGUCCGAAAACUCAAGCAUCACGAGCAGAAGCUCCUCCGAAAGACAGACUUCAUCACAUACAAAUCCGACAAUGGCCAUCGCGACAAGGCCGUCAUGCGACGGUACAUGAUCCAGAAGCCCGAGGACUAUCACAAGUAUAACCGUCUUUGCGGCUCUCUGCGCCAACUCGCUCAUCGCCUUUCCCUCCUCCCUCCCGAGAACGCAACACGCCGCAAGCACGAAGAACUCCUCCUCAACAAGCUUUACGACAUGGGUGUCCUUUCUAGCGCCUCCAAGCUUUCUGCUGUCGAGAACAGCGUUACCGUCAGCGCCUUUGCGCGCCGUCGCUUGCCUGUGCUGAUGACAAGACUGCGCAUGGCUGAGACCGUGCAAGCGGCUACGAAGAUGAUUGAGCAGGGCCAUGUGCGUGUGGGUACAGAAACAGUCACGGAUCCUGCGUACUUGGUCACAAGAGGCAUGGAGGACUUUGUAACAUGGACUGUGGGCAGCAAGAUCAAGAGGAACAUCAUGAAGUACCGCGACCAGCUGGACGAUUUUGAAUUGCUAUGAUGUGGCCAUUUGGAAUGGCAACAGGUGGAAAGUUGGAGGGGGAGAAGGAGGGAAAUGCAUGGGCAAUUGGGAGUUUGGGCGUCUUUGUAUGUGUUCUUCUUUGGAGGAUUCCGUCAUGAUGAUUCAAAAGUUUGAGAAUGGCUCUAUUUGCGAUAAUAGACUUUUGGUCAAAUCUCGACGCAGCGU